GUGAAAGGGCAACGGGCGGCACCACCGCCGGGCCGCCGGGGGGGAGCACCGGCCUCCCCCGCCUCCUGUGGGUUCUCCCGGCCUGCUGGUGCCGCCCCCUGCCCUUGGUGUGGCCGCUGCGCAAGGCCCGGCGGCGGCGAGGAGCGCAGCCAUGGUGAACUUCGCCCAAGCUGUGCGGGACCACUGGGUCCACAUCCUCGUUCCCUUGGGAUUCGUGAUUGGAUGCUACUUGGACAGGAUGAAUGAUGAGAAGCUGUCUGCCUUCAGGAACAAGAGCCAGCUGUACCGGAGAGAGCUGAAGCCUGGUGAAGAAGUUACAUGGAAAUAAAGGCUGCUGAUGAGAUGGAAAGUAUUUUCGUUUGAUUCAUCGUCUUAUCUCACAUGUUGGAAGAAUGGGAUUAUGGGGUUUAUCUUGAGAGAAUACGUAAAGCUACAGAAAAGGACACCUGCAAUCCAUCAGGGCUGGCUUAAUUUUCAAUCUUACUUUUCAGAAGAUGUAAUUACAUGACUAAUAGGCGUCCAGGAAUUACAUUAGUCCACAAGCGUUGAGAAACUCCUGUCCCCAGAUGUCAUGCUCUGGAGGGGGGGAGAAACAGCUGUGUAAUAAAGAAAAACUAUGCAAAAAUCA
Molecule: messenger RNA, 628 nt
Organism: Chroicocephalus ridibundus (black-headed gull)
Lineage: Eukaryota; Metazoa; Chordata; Aves; Charadriiformes; Laridae
Gene: NDUFB1
Product: NADH:ubiquinone oxidoreductase subunit B1
Exons: 3
Coding region: 152-328 (58 amino acids)
Cellular component (GO): mitochondrion
Source: RefSeq, a predicted model, not a curated record